Molecule: messenger RNA, 6307 nt
Organism: Schistosoma rodhaini
Lineage: Eukaryota; Metazoa; Platyhelminthes; Trematoda; Strigeidida; Schistosomatidae
Source: the annotation of a GenBank genome assembly
ACACACAUCACUCACUACCUUACCUUGUAAGUUAGCUAACUCAAUGGUUGGGACAUAAACAAACAUACACAAUGCACAUGUACAUAGCUUGCCUUAAAAACAUGCAUUUAUACACAAAUUAAACAUGAGUUCAAACAUACUCUUAUCAGGCACUUUCUCGAAUAAAAUUAUGACUGUCCGUACUACAAUGUGCUAAACUUCAUUCGGACUUAUCGUAAUCCAUGGGACAUCUGUAUUUCAUUGGAUAAAAAUUCAAACUAUUAAAUAAAUUUUUAAAAAUUCCUCUCUUUGUAUAUUCACUUACAUGACUUGUAAAUAAGUAAUUUUUGUGAGUACAUGGUUAUGGUAGUUGUAGUUGUAACGCAAAAAUAACAGCCUGGACGAACGGGACUAACAGAAAAAGAAAAAUCAAAAUAUUUUUCCUCACCCAUUACAAAAAAUUAUCAACUAAUAAUUCGUUGAACUAUACUACUUUAUUAUCAGUUUAAUAUGAAUGAACAACAAACAUUUCCCAUAACUACUACGAUUCCUGAUAUCACUACUGGCGAUGGAGAUACUGCUGUAAUUGAUACAAUGAAUAUCAGUAAUAGUUAUUCACCAAAUACUCCAUCCAAAAUUGAGUUACUUUCAAAUGAUACUGAUAAAGAAAAGAAAUUUGAACAUGAAUUAGACAAUAAUAAUGAUUAUAGUUUUCAAGAUGAUGAACAAUAUCAUCGUCAUAUACAAGACAUGAUGAUUGAUCAAAAUGACGGUGAUAAUAUAACUGAAGAUACCGAUGAUCAAGAAUAUCAAGAUGAUUUGAAUCAAUCUAAUAAAAUGGAUACAUUCAAUUUUAAUUACUCUCUUUCUAAUCCAAAUGAUUCUGAUGAUUCAUUAAAACAAUUAACAAAUACAACCAAAGAUACUGGUAAAUCAAUUUAUUCAAAAUCUAAUAAUAAUGAUGAUAAAAGACCAAGAAAAUUUAUAUGUCGUUAUUGCAAUAAAGCAUUUAGUUUAAUGAAUGUUCUUAAAGUUCAUGAAAGAAUACAUACUGGAGAAAAACCAUAUGUUUGUGAAAUAUGCAAUAAAGCAUUUAAUCAAAGUGGUUCAUUAAAUCGUCAUAAGAAUACACAUACUAAACGUAGCAGUGAUAAUCGUAGUUAUUCAUGUCGAUUUUGUCCACGUCAAUUUCUACAUUCCAGUCAAUUACAAGAUCAUGAAACAGUGGAACAUAGCAUGGAAAUGAAUAUAUCAAUUACAAAAUCAAAUGAUAUUAAAGUUACUGAUUAUACUAUAAAACUACCAACAUCAUCAUUACCUACAACAUCAUUAUCAACAAUGACAGUAACAGAAACAAUAACAACAAUAACAGAAGGUAUAACAACUGAUUGUAAUCUAUUAAAACAAAAUCAUUUAUCAAGUCAAUUACUUCAUAAUAAAUCAAUAAUUAAUAAUAAUACCUUAAAACUUUCAUCAUCAGAACAUAAUAAUAAAAAUUUUGAUAAAAAUAAUAUUAACAAUCCUCUUAGCAACAAUAUAGAUACUAAUGAGUUAGACAAUAAUAAUAAUAAUGCGAAUUCAAUGUCACUUUUAAAUUCUACGCAAAAUCUUUUCGAUUUUGAUAAUAAAAAACUUACUGGUUUAUCAAAUAAAUUUCCAUUUCCUUAUGGUUUAAAUUUAUUAAGUAAAUUUUUACCAGUUAGUUUAGCAGAUGAAUUUAUUAAAUCAUUAGAUCAUAAUAAUAAUAAUAAUGGUAAUAUGGAUGGAUCAUUGCAUCAUUUACCGAUAACAACAACGAAUACAAUAACACCUUCAACCAUUGGUAUUACUUCUACUAAUACUAUUUCUGGUAUCAAUAUACCAAAUAUUAUGAAUCCUAUUAAUAAAGGAAUUCUUAAACAGGAUUUUUCAGAUAAUACAAAUACAUUUACUUGUACAUUAUGUUCAACAAAUUUAUCAUCGAAAACUGAAUUAGAUUUACAUUGGGGACAACAUUUUAUACAACAAAUGGAAGCUCAACUUGGUCCAAUAUCAAACAGUUUAUUACCAUCAUCUUCAAUUUCAAAUCCACUUAAUCCAAUUCAUCUCAAUCCGAAUACAUCUUUUAAUGAUAUUAAUUCAAAUUUACCUCUUUUAUUUACAUCGUCUACACAAAAUACGUUAAAAUCAACUGAACAAACAGAUUUAAAUAAAAUUCUACCUGAAAAUUCUAAUACAACAUAUCCAUUUGAUAAUUGUUUAUCGAAUACAUCUAUAGAUAAUAUUUCGUUAUUGAAUUCAACUAAUAUGAAUUCAGCGGCUACUGCUGCUGCUGCCGCCGCCUCUGCAGCUAUGGUAACGGCAUUAAGUCAAUUUUUAUUGGGCAAUACACCUGGUCAAUCAUUGCCGAACCCAUCAUUGUUAGCUGCAACAGCUGCACUGACUAAUCCUGAAUUAUUAAAUACCCUUAUGAAUACACUGCCACCUACCAUUACUACUACUAAUACCAAUACUACUGCCAACACUACUAUUAAUACUAAUACUAUUAAUAAAAGUGAUAACAAUAACACACCAGCUAUUCAAAGCAACAUAAACGAACUUAAUCCUAAUCACUUUAAUAAACUACUGAAUAGUUUGACCAAUGUACAUAACCAUUUAAAUUUUCCACGUAGCGCAGCACUUUCAAAUGAUAUCGCUCAAAAACUACUUGAUAUCGAUACUAAUUCAUUUGGACUAAAAGACCAUGCCUUGAAUUUUAUUAUAAACAAAGCAUGUAAUAUAUCGCCUGAUUCAUUGACAAAAUCUCCUACAUCUUCCUCACCGUCAUUGUCAUCAUCAAUUUCACCAUCAGCUAUUUUGCCAACAACAAUGGCGACAACAACAAUGACAACAUCAAUUAGUCAAAAUUAUUCUUCGUUGAGUCACUUAAAUCAAAAAACUCCCUCAUCAUUAUCUACACAUUCAAUAUGGCCGUGUAAUUUAGAAUUAGAUUUUAAAAAUCGUUCCAUUAUUAAUCCAUUACAAUCGAAUUGUGCAUUAAAUCAAUUAUUUACUGAAUUAGAUACAAAUCUAUCAAUGAAUAUGAAAACAUCAACAAAUUCAAUUGAUCCACAAAUGUUAUCUACAAUGAAUUUAUCAACUUGUAAAAAUAAUAGUUAUAUCACAGAAAAUUCAUUUAAAUUAAAUAAUUCACGUCAUUUAAGUGUUGACAGUGAAAACUAUUCCAGUGAUCUUGAAGGUGGUGGUGGCGGUGGAGAAGGUGUAGGUGGUGUUGGGGGAGGGAAUUUAACUGAUUCCACAUUAAGUGGAAGUUUCAAUACAUCAAAAAGAAAACGUUCUAAUUCACCUAAUAAUUCAGCUGAUAACAGUAAAUCACGUAAAUGUAAUUUUUGUAAUAAACAAUUUAAUUGUACAAGUGCCUUAAGAAUACAUUAUAGGAAACAUUCAGGUGAACGUCCGUAUAUAUGUCGACAUUGUGGUAAAGCUUUCUCACAAAAUGGUACAUUGAAACGACAUUCACAGACAUGUAAAGCUGCUUAUAAUAAAAACAACAGUAACACUAAUAUCAAUAAUAAUGAUCAUUAUAAUAAUAAUGAGAAUCGAGAUGCUCAUUUCGAUCAAAAAUUCCCCAUGUCUACUCCUACUACACAUCAUCAAUCAUCAUUCAUUAAGAACAUAUCAAAUAAUAUUACUGAUCCAAUUAAUUUGAAACCAUCAAAUUUUUCAACAUUGUUAUGUGAUCCAAUUGAUGGAUUAUCUGAUAAUGAAGGUCAAAUGAAUUUAUCACAAUCCAUAAGUAACAGUAAUCAUGUAAAAACCACUUUACCUACUACAAUGAAUAGUAUAAAUACUACUAUGAAUAUCAUAGAAAAUAAUAAAACUAAUGUAAAUAAACUAUCUAAUCAAUAUAUUUAUCCUGAACUAAAUGAAAAACAAAUACAUAAUUUGGAAAAAUCGCAAAUAUGGGAAAACAGUAAUAUCAAAUUGGAAGAAGGAAAUUGUUCAUCGUUGAGUAAGACAACACUUUCAUCAUUAGCGACGACAAGACAUGAAAGUAACGUUUCUAAUCCUUUCAAACAACAACAACAACAGCAACAAAAUAUCAAUGUCGGUUCAACAUUCAAUAUUCAAAAUCAAUCUAUAACACUUUGGUCAAAUUUUGAUUGGACAAAAUUAACUAAUCAUGAAAUUAAAUUAUUAUUAGAAAAAUUACAUUCACUUGGUAAACUAUAUGGUUGUAUUGAUUGUCAAACAUAUUAUUUAGAUGAGAAAAUGGCAAAUUAUCAUUUAAGUAGUAUGCAUGGAAAUUUAAAAAAUCAAUCUUCAUCAUCAUCAUCAUUAUUAGAUUCAGUAGAUAAUAAUAGUAAAAAAUUUGAAUGUUUUCUAUGUGGUGUAAAUUUAAAUAAUUCGUUAUUAUUUUUAGAACAUUUUACUCAUUGUUUAUCAUUGAAAAAACAUAAUGGAAUAGAUUUGGUGAUGAAACAAACUACUACUGAUUCAUUAACUAUUCUAUCUGAUAAUAAAACCCCUGAUAAUAAUAACAAUAACACUGAUAAUAAUAAUAAUACAUGUAAUGAGUUGGAUGAGAAUGAAGAUAAAAACACCAAUGAACAAUUAAUAAAUGAACCAAUACAAAUUACAAAUGCUACAUCACAAGAAUUACAUACUGUUUCAUUGAUUAUAGACAAUUGUAAUGAUAAUAAUAAUAAUAACGAUAAUAAUGAUCCUGUAUUGAUGAACAGUAUCAACGAUCAAUCAGAAAUAAAAUUGAAUGGUUAUUGUAUAGAGGAGACAAUAGAAUUACAUGAAAAAGAUGAUGAUUUGCAUAUAUCAUCACCAUGUAGUAUACCAGUCUCUAAUUCUGUAGAUCAAUUAAAUGGGAAAUCUAUUGAUAACUUAUGAAUGAAUAUCAUGUUUUCAUUUUUCUUUCAUUUAAACAAAAUCAGACUAAACUAACGAUAUCAUUCAUUAUAUAUAAAUAUAUAUUAUCUAACCUGAUAUUUCACUAACUCAUCGAUAUACAUCUUACAUCAUGUUAAUCGUUUGUUAAUAAGAAAAGAUUAAUAAUGUUUGAUCAGGAAAACAACAUACGAUUUUCUCUCUUUCUCAUAUUACUGUAUCUCUUCUAAUUCUAUGUUUGUUUAUCCUUAAUGCCAAAUUCUAUUUUAAAUUUCAUUUGUUUGUAGUCAUUUUAUUUGGGUUUUUUUGUAAGCUUGUUUGUUUGUUUGUUUACUUAUUUGUUAGUUUUUUUUCUAUUUUACACAAACAUUAAGGCAUGAAUUGAUACAUUAAAUCAUAAUGCAUUUAAACUAACUCAGGUAUUAAUGUAACUAUGUAUAUUUAUAUUAUUUAAAGUUAUUGAAGUAAACAAAUGAUUAGUUCAAUGCUAAAAACAGUUCUUGUUUACAUUUUGUACAGUUUAUUAGUUCGAAACUAUUUUUGUGUAAUCGGUUUUAUUUCUCCCACCUUUUGUUUUUCUAGAAGACAAAAACAAGACAAACUAUUAACAAUGAUCAAUGCUUAUUAGUAUACAUUAUUGUUAUUAUUAUUAUUAUUGCGAUUAUUGUUAUUAUUAUUGAUAACAAUGAUAAUUAUGUGUUUCCAAUGUCUGUUUCUUUGUUUCUUACCUCUGGUCUAUUUUUCCAAAAUAUACAUUAAAGGAAUUCAAAUUUAUUUAUUCAUUCACAAUGAUUUUUAUCCAAUUGUCUGUUGAAGUUUUGUCUAUUUGUUUAUAGUUUUUUUUCAUGUAUGUAAAUUUUCUUUCUGUUUUUUGUUUAUCUGUAAAAAUGACUCGACAGUAAUAAUGAUGAUGAUAUUGAUGAAGAUGAGUGCCUGAGUAAAUUACAAAUCGUAGACUUACACAUAAUUUGUAUGUAUGAGUAUGAUGGUAUUUCUCCAAUUUAUAAUGAUAAUUUUUUAUCAUUUCUGCUGCUUUAGACCAAAGUUGUUCUUAAAAACAUAAAAAGAACAAGAUUUUUUCGUUGUAUCGAUUUGUCUUUCGUGUUAGAGACUAGCUGUUAACUAAGGCAAUACUGAAUAUUACUAGUAUUAAAAAAAACUAAGAAGCAGACUGGGGAGGGAGGUAAACAGUAAGCGGGAAAACAAUAGAGGAACAGCUAAUCAUAAUAAUGAUAAUAAUAACCAAAAUUAAAGAUAUGACUGUUUUUUUCUUUUAAGUAAAUGCAUGUUAUGCCACCGUGUAUAAUGUUCAAUGAUCAACUUGUUCUUAUUUACUAUUGUUUUUUGUUUGUUUUUCUUACUGUUUCCGUUACCAGCAUUUUGCAAUUUUUUUCAAGCAUAUAUUACUUGAUAUAUUUCGAAAAAUUAAUCAAAAAAUUUAUUACGUAAA